AUGGCGACCAAGACACCCCUGGCGAGCCGGUUGGUGCGGAGAAUCGAGGUCAACCGGGACACCGACACCAAUGUGGACAUCUAUGUCAACAAAGACACCAGGCCGUUGCCUCCGUCUCGCCGGACCUAUGGGCCGUGGGAAUUUGUUGGGCUUUGGAUGGUCACCGGGUCUUUCAACGUCGGCGGAUGGACUACAGGCUCUUCUCUGAUUUCUCUUGGGCUUAACGUCUGGCAAUCGAUGAUUGCCAUCGUCGUAGCUCACAGUUUCGCUGGUCUUCUUUGCCUAGCGGGUGGUCACCCAGGCGCAAAAUGGCACAUAGGUUUCCCUCUCUGGAUGAAGCAGAAUUGGGGUAUCUGGGGCUACCUUUUCCCAAUGGCCAUCCGAGUCUUCCUGUCCUUUGUCUGGACCGCCACAAACACGUGGUACGGUAGCCAGUGUCUCAAGGUCCUUUUGACGUGCAUCUGGCCCUCCUUUCUCGACCUGGACACCGAGCUCGCCAAUGGUGCGAUGAGGGCGUGCGACUUCGUGGCCUUCGUCGUCUACUUCCUCCUCUGCCUGCCUCUGAUGUGGUUCAGCCCGGAGAACUACCGCAAGCCGUUCCUCGUCGCCUCGACGACCGUCGCCACCACCGUCUUCGCCCUCCUCAUCUGGUCCACCGUGCGCGCCGGCGGCGGCGGCGCCCUCCUCGCCGACGUCUCCAGGGUCUCGGGCGUCCACCCGGCCAGGGGCGGGGACCUGGGCUGGGCCUUCGUGACCGCGGUCACCGCCAACAUCGGCGGCAUCGCCACGCACAUGUGGUCGCAGUCGGACUACACCCGGUACGCGCGCAAGCCCGGCGACCAGGUCCUGGCGCAGCUCGUCAUGGUGCCCCUGGGCACCAUCGUCGUCGCCUGCGCGGGCAUCAUCUGCACCUCGUGCGCGGCCACGCUGUACCCCGACGAGGGGAAGCUGCUGUGGCAGCCGUACGCCUUCCUGGACGCGGUGCGGGCGAACGAGGACAACCCCGGCGCCCGUGCUGGUGUCGCGUUCGCCAGCGUCGCGUUCGUGCUGUCGCAGUUCGGCAUGGUCGUCGCGUCGAACUGCGUGGUCGCCGGAAUCGACCUAGCGGCGCUGCUACCGCGGUGGUUCACGGUGCGGCGCGGGGGGUAUUUCACCAUCGUCUUUGUCUUCGUCAUGCAGCCGUGGUCCCUGCUCAACAGCGCCAGUAGCUUCCUGACGGUCGUCGGGAGCUUCAACGUCUUCCUCGGCCCGCUCAUGGGCAUCAUGUUCGCCGACUACUUCCUCGUCCGCGGGCGCACCGUCAAGCUCACCGACCUGUACGGGGACUCGGCGAGGAGCAUCUACUGGUACGCCGGGGGAUGGAACUGGCGCGCGGCCGUCGCCUGGGUGCUGGGGGCCUGGCUGUUCGUCCCGGGUCUGGCGCAGCGGGCUGUCGCGCCCGGCGAGAGCUGGGCCGGGUGGACGAGGCUCUAUCAGCUGUCGUGGUUCGUGGGCUGCCUCGUGUCUGGCCUGAUAUACCUGGCGCUAGACCACGUCUGGCCGGUGCCCGACAGGCUGGCCGUGGAUGAUUUGGAUUAUUUCGGCACGUUUGGCGACGCUCCUGUGCUUCGUGGAGUGGCUGAGCCGGACGCCAUCUCCACGAGGUCUGGGAACGUGGACGUCGUCGACGAGAAGAAUUCAGGGGUGGGUGGGGAGAAGAUCGAGCCCGUCUGA
This is a messenger RNA of Colletotrichum karsti, 1713 nucleotides long. Its product is annotated as NCS1 nucleoside transporter. Gene Ontology annotation, biological process: nucleobase transport; transmembrane transport. The transcript has 3 exons. The coding region runs from base 1 to 1713 and encodes 570 amino acids. Gene Ontology annotation, cellular component: plasma membrane. The record is from RefSeq and is a predicted model, not a curated record. Gene Ontology annotation, molecular function: nucleobase transmembrane transporter activity. Lineage: Eukaryota; Fungi; Ascomycota; Sordariomycetes; Glomerellales; Glomerellaceae.